Phanerochaete carnosa HHB-10118-sp is the source of this 1331-nucleotide messenger RNA. RefSeq lists its product as uncharacterized. The coding region runs from base 235 to 1251 and encodes 338 amino acids. Gene Ontology annotation, cellular component: cytoplasm; mitochondrion. The transcript has 6 exons. Gene Ontology annotation, biological process: malate metabolic process; tricarboxylic acid cycle. Gene Ontology annotation, molecular function: L-malate dehydrogenase (NAD+) activity. The record is from RefSeq and is a predicted model, not a curated record. NCBI's taxonomy places the organism in Eukaryota, Fungi, Basidiomycota, Agaricomycetes, Polyporales, Phanerochaetaceae.
GCAUGAUCGUACGUUUUCCAAACUAUCGUGGUUGUCCUGAGCUCCGUCGAGGGCCCGAGGGCGCUUUCGAUGUUAGAUGUUUCAACCGUUGAACUGUUGAACGUUGAACCUUUGGACGUUUGGAGGCUGCGUGUGAUGUGCAGGCCCGAACCGUCCCGACAGGGAUAUAAAGCCGCGAGACGCGCAACCCGCAUCUUGCUUACCUUACCACUACCUCCACCGACGACGUGCACGAUGUUCUCUCGCUCUGCUUCCCGCACCUUCACCCAGUCUCGUCAGUUCUCCUCGUCGGCGGCGCGCCAGACCAAGGUCGCCGUCCUUGGUGCCGGCGGAGGCAUUGGCCAGCCUCUCUCGCUCCUUCUCAAGCAGAACAAGCUCGUCACGUCGCUGAACCUCUACGAUAUUCGUGGCGCGCCUGGUGUCGCUGCUGAUGUUAGCCACAUCGACUCCCCCUCCAAGGUCACGGGCUACCCCGCGGACCAGCUCGACCAGGCCCUUGAGGGUGUUAAGGUCGUUGUCAUCCCUGCCGGCGUUCCCCGCAAGCCUGGUAUGACCCGUGACGACCUUUUCAACACUAACGCGUCAAUUGUUCGUGACCUUGCGGCUGCCGUUGCUCGCGUCUCGCCCGAAGCGCACCUCCUUAUUAUCUCCAACCCCGUCAACUCGACUGUUCCUAUUGUCUCCGAGACUCUGAAGAAGGCUGGUGUCUACAACCCUCAACGCGUCUUCGGUGUCACCACCCUCGACGUCGUCCGUGCCGCGCGCUUCCUGUCUGAAGUUACGGGUGCGCACCCCGACGAGUGCAAGGUUACUGUCGUCGGUGGUCACUCCGGCUCGACCAUCGUUCCUCUUCUCUCGCAGAUCGCACACGGCAAGGGCGUCAAGGGCGAGACUUAUGACAAGCUCGUUCAUCGCAUCCAGUUCGGUGGUGACGAGGUCGUCAAGGCCAAGGACGGUGCAGGCUCCGCGACCCUCUCCAUGGCGUACGCCGGUGCCAAGUUUGCCGACGCGCUUCUCCGCGGCCUCUCUGGCGAAAAGGGCGUCGUCACCCCUACUUUCGUCAAGAGCGACCUCUUCGCCCAGGAAGGUAUCGAGUAUUUCUCGUCCAACGUUGAGCUCGGCGUCAACGGUGUUGAAAAUAUCCACCCUCUCGGCCCCCUCUCUGCUGAGGAGGAGAAGCUGCUCGCGGCUUGUUUGCCCGACCUCAAGAAGAACAUUGAGAAGGGCGAGGCCUUCGCUGCUCAGUCAUGAGUGAGCUUGCCUUGAAACAGAUAUCGCGGCUAUAUCUCUGUGCUUUAGACUGAUACCAAUAAAAAAAGUUUUAAGUUUGA